AUGGCGCAAUAUUUCUUCGACCUCCUCUACAACUUUACGGAUUGCAUGUGUUGCUUUCCAAGCACACCGCAGCUGAAGAUUAAUAACAGGAGUUUCAAGCUUCUGCGACUGCUAGGCGAGGGUGGUUUCUCCUACGUUUACCUCGUCCAAGAUAAGACAACCUCGGAACUGUUCGCGCUCAAGAAAAUCCGCUGCCCGUUCGGCCAAGAAUCCGUCUCGCAAGCCCUGAAGGAAGUCGAAGCUUACAGCCUGUUCACAUCGACGGACAACAUCAUCCACGCGAUUGAUCACUGCGUCUCGAAAGAAUCUGGAUCCAAAUUCCGGUCUGAUGGUGGCGAGCCUGGCUCAAAAACAGUCUAUAUUCUGCUGCCAUACUACCAACGGGGCAACCUCCAAGAUGCCAUUAACGCCAACCUGGUCAAUCACACUCGAUUCCCGGAGAAGCGACUGAUGAUGUUGAUGCUGGGCGUGGCCAAAGCCUUGAAGGCCAUGCAUCAGUAUCGAGUUCAGAGCGGCUCCGCAUCGACUCGCAAGGCCAAGGGCGUGCGAAGAGAGGGUGAGGAGGCGGAUGACGAGAGGACAAUGCAGAUGAAGCCUAAGCGGCGCGCCAGCCAUCGCGCGGAUGAUGAGGAUGAGGAGAAUGAGCCAUUGAUGGAUGAUGAGGUGACGCGCAGUCAGGAGGGCGUGCAGGAGGGUGGUCUGCGCCCUUAUGCGCACCGUGAUAUCAAGCCGGGUAAUAUCAUGAUUGACGACGAUGGUCAGACCCCUAUUUUGAUGGACCUCGGUUCCCUCGCCCCGAGUCCCAUUGCCAUCACAUCCCGCUCCUUGGCCUUGGCAGUGCAGGAUACCGCCGCCGAGCAUAGCACGAUGCCAUACCGCGCCCCAGAACUCUUCGACGUGAAGACGGGAUCCAUCAUUGACACAAAAGUUGACAUCUGGUCUUUGGGUUGCACACUAUAUGCCUGUCUAGUGGGUAAGAGCCCCUUCGAGGCUCGUAGUGAUGAGACCGGUGGUAGCCUGAGCAUGUGCGUGCUCGGCGGCGACUGGCGAUUCCCGGACGAAAAGACCACCGCCACCAAGGGCAAGGGCAAGGUUGGCGUUGAUGCCGACAACUCAUCCGGCAGCAGCGAGCAAGUGAUCAGUGCUCCUGUCAAGGAGGUUGUUCGCAAGUGUCUGCAAGUCGAGGCGGCGGAACGUCCGGAUAUCGAUGAGUUGAUCCAAAUCAUGCAGGAUGUCAUCAGCGAGUUGCCGGACGACGAUGGCAUCGCGUAG
Messenger RNA from Penicillium subrubescens, 1272 nucleotides. Its product is annotated as putative serine/threonine protein kinase ENV7. The record is from RefSeq and is a predicted model, not a curated record. Gene Ontology annotation, cellular component: Golgi apparatus; cytoplasm. Gene Ontology annotation, molecular function: protein serine/threonine kinase activity; ATP binding. Gene Ontology annotation, biological process: protein phosphorylation; regulation of vacuole fusion, non-autophagic; vacuolar protein processing. Bases 1 to 1272 code for a protein of 423 amino acids. NCBI's taxonomy places the organism in Eukaryota, Fungi, Ascomycota, Eurotiomycetes, Eurotiales, Aspergillaceae. The transcript is spliced from 3 exons.